ACAGCUCCGAGUCGACCACCGAGGCGACGAGUUGCUGUCGCCCAGAAGCUACACCGUCAGAACCUCGCCUGCCUGCAGUCACGCUGCCCGAAGAAACUCCGACCAGCUCGCCGUGACGGAUGGACCCCGCUUCAUCGAGCCCAUACCCAACGUGACCGUCGCCCUGGGGCGGGACGUGUCUCUGCCGUGCGUGGUGGACAACCUGGGCAACUACAAGGUGGCGUGGAUCCACAUCGACCGGCAGAUGAUCCUGACGAUCCACCGGCACGUGAUCGCGCGCGUGCCGCGCUUCAGCGUGUCGCACGACGACCAGAAGUCGUGGCUGCUGCACGUGAGCGGGGUGCAGCAGGAGGACCGCGGGCUGUACAUGUGCCAGGUCAACACCGAGCCCAUGAUGAGCCAGGUCGGCUACCUGCAGGUCGUCGUGCCGCCCAACAUCCUGGACGAAGAUAGCACCCCUUCGUCGGUUGCGGCGCGCGAGAACCAGAACCUGACCUUGGCGUGCCGGGCGGAGGGCGUGCCGCAGCCCAAGAUCAUGUGGCGGCGCGAGGACGGCCAGCCAAUCAGCAUCGACAAGCGCAAGAAAGUGAACGUGUACGACGGCGAGCAGCUGAACAUGACGAAGAUCAGCCGCGUCGAGAUGGGCGCCUACCUGUGCAUAGCGACGAACGGCGUCCCGCCGUCGGUCAGCAAGAGGAUCAUCGUCGACGUGGAGUUCUCGCCGAUGAUCUGGGUGCCGAACCAGCUGGUGGGGGCGCCCGCCGGCACCGACGUCACCAUCGAGUGCCACGCGGAGGCGUACCCGCGCGCCAUCAGCUACUGGGUGUACGACAACGCCAUGCUCCUGCCCAACCGCAAGUACAGCACCGACGUGGCGGAGAACAGCUACCGGGCGCACAUGCGGCUGACGGUGCGGGCGCUCGAGCCGGUCGACUUCGGCAACUACCGCUGCAUCUCCAAGAACUCUCUCGGGGAGAGCGAGGGCUCCAUCCGACUGUACGAAAUUCCAAUGCCUUCUACACCUCCUAAGGCCAAUGAAGUACGUAGCGGUGCUAGUAAAGAAGACAAGGCGGCGCUGCAGAAGCCCGAGGAGCGCACCAGCUCGGCCUCGCCCGAGGCUGCGCGCAGCUCGCUGGACAGGGGCGAGUCCCUGGGCGCCACCCGGAGCGCCGACCGCCACGCGCCUGCGCCCGACUCGCCCGACUCGCCCGACUCGCCCGUCCGAGCGGCAGGUUGCUACACUGUCGUGAGAUGGCCCUUCCCCAGAAUUGUUGCUGUUGGGGUGUCAGUCCUCGUCGCAUUGCAUUGAGCCGUGAAGCAUGGGAAGGUAAAUAGCUGAGGAAAAGAUUUGAAGCCACAGCCACAGAACGGUUGGCGCAGAACGGUUGGCGCAGACGCCAGGCCGGCUGAGUGUGAUCCGGAGCGUUCGCCUCGCGGUGCAGCGAAACGAACAGCCGGGAACUAACACUUCGUGUGCCAAAAUGAAACGGAAAAUUCUUCAAAAUAUUCAUCGAACGGACGAAAUAGAAGAAAUUCUGCGAAUCCACAAACACGGCAAUUCGAAGCGACUUGCGUGUGAAACUUCUGAACGACCGUUUGAACUGUACUUUUUAAGAGGCAUCUUGUACAUAAAUAGCCAAGAACAUCUGAAAGAUUCGCUCUUGUACCAGACUCGUGCGAAUUUUCUUUAGUUGAUAAGCAUCGAUAAUAGUGGGUGCUGCAAGAAAAUAGACAUGCGUGUUGACAAACGUGCGAUUGGGUGCUUUUCGCAGUCCAAGAAAUUAAAUUCACGCACCCUGUUAGUGAUAAAGAAAAUAUCUGCGAAAUGACGUUCAGGUAUUGAGUUCUUUUGUUUCAAUCAAUCAUCCCGAAAUGAAUGUGUUGGUUUUUGAGUCACUAUUUUUAUGUCAUGUAUAUACCGUAUUGUUAUCAUAGAAAUGUAGAUAAUAAUGAAUGUGAGAUUUUAGGAAAGCAUUGCAAUUUAUUAUUCCUUGAACUGUAUUUAAUUUUGUGUAUCAUAGAGUUGGGUCUUGGGAGGAAAAUGCAAAUGUGCUUUAAUUUUUAAAAUAAAUACUCUCCGAGUAAGUCUACCAAAUGUUUUGCAGACAUACCUUUAUCCGUGAAUU
Molecule: messenger RNA, 2126 nt
Organism: Bacillus rossius redtenbacheri
Lineage: Eukaryota; Metazoa; Arthropoda; Insecta; Phasmatodea; Bacillidae
Product: lachesin-like
Exons: 10
Coding region: 245-1309 (354 amino acids)
Cellular component (GO): neuron projection
Source: RefSeq, a predicted model, not a curated record